Euleptes europaea (tarantolino) is the source of this 1588-nucleotide messenger RNA. It is a transcript of the gene GALNS, whose product is annotated as galactosamine (N-acetyl)-6-sulfatase. Gene Ontology annotation, molecular function: N-acetylgalactosamine-6-sulfatase activity; arylsulfatase activity. Lineage: Eukaryota; Metazoa; Chordata; Lepidosauria; Squamata; Sphaerodactylidae. The record is from RefSeq and is a predicted model, not a curated record. The transcript has 14 exons. The coding region runs from base 7 to 1584 and encodes 525 amino acids.
GUUGCCAUGGCGACGGGGCGGUGGCCGCGGUGGCUGCUGGCUCUGUGCGGCCUGGUCUGGGGGCCGAGCCUGGCGGGGGCCGCCAACGCCACUCGGGGCCCCCCCAACCUGGUCGUGUUGCUGAUGGACGACAUGGGAUGGGGUGACUUAGGUGUGUUUGGGCAUCCUUCCAAAGAAACCCCAAAUUUAGACCGGAUGGCCUCCGAAGGAAUGCUUUUCCCAAGCUUCUAUGCUGCCAAUCCUCUCUGUUCUCCAUCCAGGGCAGCGUUACUAACAGGUCGCCUCCCUAUCCGGAAUGGCUUCUACACCACAAAUGCCCAUGCCAGAAAUGCCUAUACACCCCAGGAGGUAGUCGGGGGCAUCCCAGAUUCUGAACUGCUCCUUCCAGAGCUGCUGAAGAAAGCCGGCUACGUCAACAAGAUCAUUGGCAAAUGGCAUCUUGGCCACCGACCCGAGUUCCAUCCCCUGAAGCAUGGAUUUGAUGAGUGGUUUGGAUCCCCCAACUGUCACUUUGGGCCUUAUGAUAACAAAGCCGCUCCAAAUAUCCCCGUUUACAGGGACUGCGAGAUGAUUGGCAGGUAUUACGAAGAUUUCCAAAUUGAUCGGAAGACAGGGGAGGCAAACCUGACUCAAAUCUACUUGCAGGAGGCCCUGGAUUUCAUCAGCAUGCAGCAAGCUGGCCAGCAGCCGUUCUUCCUGUACUGGGCCAUCGAUGCCACUCAUGCCCCUGUGUAUGCCUCCAGGAAAUUCUUGGGCACCAGCCAACGAGGCCUGUAUGGUGAUGCAGUUCGAGAGAUUGACAGCAGCGUGGGGAAAAUACUGAGUCACCUUCAAAAGCUGGGUAUCAGCGAGAACACCUUUGUCUUUUUCACCUCUGACAAUGGAGCUGCGCUUAUUUCUGCUCCUAAAGAAGGAGGUAGCAACGGCCCCUUUCUGUGUGGCAAAGAAACAACCUUUGAAGGCGGCAUGCGGGAACCGGCAAUUGCCUGGUGGCCUGGGCAUAUCCCUGCUGGGCAGGUGAGUCAUCAGCUGGCAAGUGUGAUGGAUCUCUUCACCACCGGCCUAGCACUGGCAGGACUGCAGCCUCCCAGUGACAGACAGAUCGACGGCAUCGACCUUUUACCUGUCAUCCUGCAGGGCGAGUUAAUUGACAGGCCAAUAUUUUAUUACCGUGGCAACGAGAUGAUGGCGGUGCGGAUUGGGCUUUACAAGGCCCAUUACUGGACCUGGAGUAACUCCUGGGAGCAAUUCAGCCAGGGCAUUGAUUUUUGCCCCGGGCAGAAUGUUUCCGGAGUGACCACCCACACCCAAGAAGAGCACACCAAGCUUCCACUGUUGUUCCACUUAGGAAGGGACCCUGGAGAAAAGUACCCAAUCAGUUUUUCUAGCACCGAGUACCAAACCAUCAUGGAAAGAAUCUUUCCAGUCGUCCAGCAGCACCAGCAGACGUUGCUACCUGGGCAGCCUCAGCUAAACGUCUGUGACAAGGCAGUCAUGAACUGGGCCCCUCCAGGCUGUGAGAAGCUGGGAAAGUGCUUGAAGACUCCCCCUUCAGACCCACAGAAGUGCUUCUGGCCCCACUGAUCCU